Diabrotica virgifera virgifera (western corn rootworm) is the source of this 1782-nucleotide messenger RNA. RefSeq names its product spermatogenesis-defective protein 39 homolog (gene Vps16B). The transcript is spliced from 7 exons. The record is from RefSeq and is a predicted model, not a curated record. The coding region runs from base 16 to 1626 and encodes 536 amino acids. Gene Ontology annotation, biological process: vacuolar transport; intracellular protein transport. Gene Ontology annotation, cellular component: cytoplasm. Lineage: Eukaryota; Metazoa; Arthropoda; Insecta; Coleoptera; Chrysomelidae.
GAUUUAAUAGCUGAGAUGUUAGUAAAGUCUCUGGUGGUUCUUUUUAUAAAGCCAAGCAUCUUCAUAGACUUCUGUAUUGUACUGGAAAUUAGUUAUUAUCAUAUAUUUAGUCUUUUUGAUAUUCAUUUUCAGCUCCCCAUUAGAAAGGAAGAUGGUGAUUGGGCCAAGGCAGAUGACGACAAAGCCCAAGCUUUCGCUAAUCAUCUCAGGCAAGUUUUUCAACCUCAUCCCAGAAUUGUCCCUACGGAAGAAGAAGAAUUCAUUCACAAGAGCUUAGAGGUAUCCUACCAGAUGUCACCUCCGAUUGAAAAUAUCAAAAUAAAUGAAAUUAAAGAUUUAGUUAAAAAUCUUGAUAUCAAAAAAGCUCCAGGGUAUGAUUUAAUAUCGGGAAAAAUCUGCAAGAACUUACCUGAAGAAGGACUUCGGUUGGUUGUGUACAUAUUCAACGCUAUAAUAAAGUUAGGCUAUUUUCCGUUUCAAUGGAAAAUGGCACAAAUUAUUCUAAUACCGAAACCAAAUAAAGAUCCGCACGAACUACCAUCUUAUCGUCCAAUCAGUUUGCUUCCCGUUAUAUCUAAGAUAUUUGAAAGGUUACUCCUUCAAAGAAUGAAUCCUAUAAUCGAGAGAAAAAAGUUGAUACCGGAGUACCAGUUUGGAUUCAGGCAACAACAUGGAACAAUUGAGCAGGUACAUAGGGUUGCCAAGGAAGCAAGAGAUGCAAUUGAAAAGAAAGAAUACUGCACUGCAGCCUUUUUGGAUGUCUCACAAGCAUUUGAUAAGGUUAUUCUAUUUUUGGAAUCCACUUUAAACCGUAGUAUAUUUGUUAACCAACUAAUAAAGAGUAAGACUGGAAUAAAACAUUAUGCCAAUUAUUUGAUUGUGAACCAUAGGUACGAUGAUCUAACUAGUUUUUAUAUCUCAACAGGUGUUUAUUCCAAUAUGAAACAACUUUAUUACCUAAUGGCACGUGGUACUAAGAGUAAGAGCAUUAUACUUGGUCAUUUAAAUAGUUUAGGCAUGGAUUCUCUACAGAAAAUGUAUAACAAAGAUGAUAGUGCAGAAUAUAAUCCAUAUAUACAACUAUUACGAUGGCAAAUUGAAAAAAAUGAAAAUUGUGAGUCUGUUAUAGAACAGUUAGCCGUUUUAUGUAAAAAAGAGUGGGAUGUAAAUAAAAACGCUGUAGAAGUUAUAUUUGAAUUUAAAAAAAGACUGAAAAUUGAUGACUUUGCUUUUGAGUGGACUGUAAUGAAUGUUUUGGCAUCCAAGGGGAUGUGGCCACAGCUAAACGAUUUUUUUAUGAAGCCGAACUGGCUAACAAAAAAGCAUUCUUUGAAAACAGUCAUUCCAACUGAACUGUUUGUAUAUGGAUUAAGCAAGCACAAUCCCCCUAAAGAUGUACUGGAACAGUACUUACCAUAUAUAAAUAAUACUGAGAGAAGUCUGUUGUUGGCGCAAAAAUUGAACUGUCAUAAGUUUGUCAUUCAACAUUAUAUUAAUCAGAGAGAUAGAGUUGGACUUAUAAAUUACAAGGCUUCACUUAUAGCUAACAAGUUAACGCCUCAAAAUCCAGAAUAUUUUAUGAUCGAAAAUGCAUUGCAGUCCACCGACAAAAAAUGGAAAAAUUAAAUGUGAUAAUCAGAACCAGCAGCCUUGCAGAGAAACCUUGUUUUGGAUAUUUAUAUUACUUAAAGUAUUUGGAAUUAUAUAUUUCUAUGAGGAUAUUUUUUUAACAUGUAAUGUUAUAGAAAAACUCUGAUUAAUAAAUAAACUUUUAUUUCUUUA